This is a messenger RNA of Lottia gigantea (owl limpet), 2582 nucleotides long. RefSeq lists its product as hypothetical. Gene Ontology annotation, biological process: protein ubiquitination; SCF-dependent proteasomal ubiquitin-dependent protein catabolic process. The transcript is spliced from 21 exons. The record is from RefSeq and is a predicted model, not a curated record. NCBI's taxonomy places the organism in Eukaryota, Metazoa, Mollusca, Gastropoda, Lottiidae. Gene Ontology annotation, molecular function: ubiquitin protein ligase binding. The coding region runs from base 106 to 2331 and encodes 741 amino acids. Gene Ontology annotation, cellular component: SCF ubiquitin ligase complex; Cul2-RING ubiquitin ligase complex.
AAGUUUUGCGAGAAAGUGGAUUGAAGUGAAACAACAAGAUUAACGUUGACUUAGAAACCAAAGCAACACAAUUAGCACUUUGAUUAAUGAGUCUUUAAGGAAGCGAUGUCGUUGAAACCAAGAAGAGUAGAUUUUGAAGAGACCUGGAAUGUUUUGUUGGGGACUAUCAAAGGGGUGAUAACUUGUGGUACAGUUCCAAGACAUGUUUGGAAUGAUCGCUUUUCAGAUGUAUAUAAAUUAUGUGUGGCAUGUCCAGAACCUCUUGGAGAUAAACUUUACCAGGAGACUAAACUAUUUUUAGAGAAUCAUGUCUCAGAGCUGAAUCAGAGUGUGGUAGGUAAUGGAGAUGAAAGUUUGUUGUCAAUUUAUCAUAAAAACUGGGAAGAAUACAGUCGAGGUUCCAGCUAUCUUAAUCAACUUUAUGGGUAUUUGAACACUACAUUUAUUAAGAAACAGAAACAUAGUGAGGCUGAUUUGAAUUAUGGAGGCUUUACUGUCGACCCGGUGGAUCAAAUGUUAGAAAUAGGCGAGUUGGCGCUAGAUAUCUGGAAACGUGUGAUGAUUGAACCCAUUAAAUCACAGUUGAUUAGUUUAAUAUUACAGGAGGUCAAAAGAGAUCGGAAGGGAGUGAGUGUGAAUCAAACAGUCAUACAUGGUGUCAUCAAUUCAUUUGUUAAUGUUGAAGAAUACAAGAGGAAAAAUCCAAUGCAGUACUAUGAAACAGCAUUUGAAGCACCAUUCCUCCAGGAAACUGGAGAAUACUAUAAACAGGAAGCUCAACAGUUGAAAGAUGAAUGUUCCUGUUCAGAGUACAUGGAAAAGAUUAUUCAGAAACUUGAUACAGAAGAUUUCCGCAGUAGAAAAUUUCUCCAUCCUUCGUCAUAUACUAAAGUUACACAGGAAUGUCAACAGAGAGCUGUAGCAGAUCAUCUACAAUUUUUACAUGGUGAAUGUCGAGAAAUGGUUCAAAAUGAGAAACGAAAAGAUUUAACCAAUAUGUAUAUGUUACUCCGACCCAUACAAUCUGGUCUAGGUGUACUGGUAGAACAAGUUGAAGAAUUUAUUAAACAAACUGGACUUGACGCUGUUCUAAAUGUCAAAGGGGACAAUAUCCCCAGUCAGUUUGUAGAGUCUAUGUUAGAAGUUCACAAUAGAUAUAAAGAUAUGAUUAAAAAUGUUUUUAAUGGUGAUCAACAGUUUGUUGGUGCUCUAGAUAAGGCAUGUGCUCAUGUUAUUAACUAUAGAUUAAAUCCCAAAUCAGUUUGUAAAUCUCCUGAAUUGUUAUCUAAAUACUGUGAUAGUUUGUUAAGGAAAAGUUCGAAAGGUAUCUCAGAAACAGAACUAGAUGAUAAGUUGGCUUCCUCCAUCACUAUUUUUAAAUAUCUUGAUGAUAAAGAUAUCUUUCAAAGGUUUUACUCGCGUAUGUUAGCUAAAAGAUUAAUUUAUGGUUUAUCAACAUCAAUGGAUGCUGAAGAAUCCCUCAUCAACAGGCUGAAGCAAGCUUGUGGUUACGAGUUCACCAAUAAACUUCACAGAAUGUUUACUGAUAUGAGUAUUAGUAUGGAACUUAGCUCCCAGUUUCACGAUGUCGUCAAACGGGAUAAUUUACAUACUGGGGUCAAUUUGAAUAUUCUAAUUUUACAGGCAGGAGCCUGGCCAUUGGGUCAAAAUAUUUUAACCUUUCACUUUCCUUCGGAAUUAGAGAAAAGUAUCAAAAGAUUUGAAGGCUUUUAUAAUAGUAAAUUUAGUGGUAGAAAACUCUCCUGGAUGCAUAAUUUCUGUACAGGUGAUUUGAAAUUCAACUUUACCAAGAAGACAUAUUUUGUUACCAUGGGAACGGCUCACAUGGCAAUAUUAUUAAUAUAUAACAAUCGAAAUGUCCUGAGUUUUAAAGAAAUGCAGUUAAUGACCAAUAUACCAGAAAAAGAAUUGACAAAAUUUCUACAGUCUCUCAUUGAUAUUAAAAUAUUGACCACGCAGGGAUCUAUAGAAGAUGAGAGUACAUUCAGAUUAAAUCCAGAUUACUCCAAUAAACGAACAAAAUUUAAAAUUUCAGUCGCCACUCAAAAAGAUUCUCCUUAUGAGGUAGAAAUGACUCAUCAAACGGUAGAUGAAGAUCGUAAGAUGUAUUUACAGGCAGCUAUCGUAAGAGUUAUGAAAUCACGGAAAGUUUUAAAACAUACGUUGUUAAUUAACGAGGUGAUUAGCCAGUCAAAUUCACGGUUUACACCCAAUAUCAGUAUGAUAAAAAAAUGUAUAGAAACUCUGAUUGACAAACAAUAUCUAGAACGAACUGCUAACUCUACUGAUGAAUAUAGUUAUGUAGCCUAAUGUGAUUAUUUGACCCAGGGGAAGGUCGUUGGGCUGGGUAAGUCCACAUGUGAUAUAAAUACUUUACCCAGGGGCAGGGCAACAUGAUUUAUAAUUUGAUACUGUGUCAUGCACUGUCAUGUGAUUAUAAUUUGACAGUGUUGAAGGGGGCCUUGGGCUUUGGUUUUAAUUAUUCAGCCCAAGCGGAGGGAGUGGGCCUCAGGGUGGUUUCUGGAUCAGUGUAUGAAGUGAUUAAUAAAACAGCCUAAGGU